Molecule: messenger RNA, 1704 nt
Organism: Recurvomyces mirabilis
Lineage: Eukaryota; Fungi; Ascomycota; Dothideomycetes; Mycosphaerellales; Teratosphaeriaceae
Exons: 1
Coding region: 1-1704 (567 amino acids)
Molecular function (GO): oxidoreductase activity, acting on paired donors, with incorporation or reduction of molecular oxygen; monooxygenase activity; heme binding
Source: RefSeq, a predicted model, not a curated record
AUGGCUUUGCCUAUAGCAAGUAUGCCGCCGACGCUACAAAUCCUCGCCACUUCAGGCGCUGGCGCCCUAGCCCUCACCAGAUAUGCUCCCCAAGCAGUGUUCGGCUUCACUUCGACAUUUCUCGCCUUCUUUUUCCUGCAAUACCUUACACUUCAAGCAUGGAAGAUAAUAUUGUACCCUCGCUUCUUCAGUCCGCUGCGACAUCUACCAACGCCACCCAACAACAAGUUCUUCACUGGUCAGACAGGCCGCAUUAUGAAGGAAGCCUCUGGCGCACCGAUGCGUGAAUGGGUGGAGAAGGUUCCGAACGAUGGUCUGAUCAAGUAUAGCGUCUGGUUCCAAGAACGAGUGCUGGUAACCAAUCCCGCGGCCUUGGGCGAAGUACUCGUGACGAAGAACUACGAGUUCGUCAAACCUAGCCAUUUCCGCAAUGGUCUUGGGCGCAUUCUCGGUAUCGGCAUCUUGCUUGCCGAAGGCGACGAGCACAAGCGCCAACGCAAAAACCUGAUGCCUGCGUUCGCCUACCGACACAUCAAAGACCUAUACCCAGUGUUCUGGGGCAAAUCACGAGAGAUGGUCGACUGUGUCGCCAAAGACGCCAAGUCCGGCAAGAUGUCGAAACAAGCCGGCGACACCCUUCCAGAUCCAGAGAAGGCCGAGCAAGGUGAGGACUACCACAAACCCGGUGUCAUCGACGUGAACAACUGGACCUCUCGCGCUACGCUCGACAUCAUUGGCGUCUCGGGUGUCGGGCAAGACUUUAAUGCGCUUCAAGAUCCCGAGAACAAGUUGAACAAGACAUAUCGCGAUGUCUUCAAUCCUGGUCGAACGGGUCGUAUGCUUCAACUCAUGGGGAUCUUCCUUCCCUUCUGGUUCCUCUCACGCCUGCCAGUCAAACGGAACGAGGAGGUCAUGGAGGCAAAUAGAUAUAUCAAGCAAAUCUGCCGAGAUCUUAUUGCACAGAAGCGUCGCCUUAUGCAGGAGAAGGAGCGAACAGAUGUCGACAUCGUCUCGGUCGCGCUCGAAAGUGGUGGUUUCAGCGACGAAGACUUGGUCAACCAGAUGAUGACUUUCCUGGUAGCCGGGCACGAAACCACGGCUACAGCAAUGAUUUGGGCCCUUUAUCUAAUGUGCAAACACCCCUCAAUCCAACAAAAGCUACGAGACGAGAUCCGCGCCAAGCUCCCUCCUCUUGAUGGCGAAGACGCAACAGCAGCACAGGUAGACGACUGCCCCUAUCUCCACGCCGUCUGCACCGAAGUCCUCCGUCUCUGGGCUCCAGUCUCCAUGACGAUGCGCUCUGCAGACUGCGACACAAGUAUCGGCAACCAAUUCAUACCGAAAGGCACGACGGUGAUCCUCGCUCCCUGGGCCAUCAACACAAGCACUCACCUCUGGGGCGACGAUGCAUUGGAGUUCAAGCCCGAGCGCUGGCUCGAUGCUGAUGGGAAGGCGAACAACAAGGGUUCCGCCGCCUCGAACUUCAGCUUCCUGACCUUCUUGCACGGACCUCGCUCGUGCAUUGGGCAGAAGUUCGCCAUGGCGGAGUUCGAGUGUUUACUUGCCGCUUGGAUUGGACGGUUUGAGACGAAGUUUGAGGCUGGUAGUGCUAUCUCGAAGGGAGACUUUGAGAUCAAGGGCGGCAUCACCGCUAAGCCUAAGGGUGGGCUCUUUGUUGAGGUUGAGGAGGUGCCGGGUUGGUAG